This is a messenger RNA of Kwoniella shivajii, 1104 nucleotides long. RefSeq lists its product as uncharacterized. Gene Ontology annotation, cellular component: cytoplasm. The transcript has 16 exons. Bases 1 to 1104 code for a protein of 367 amino acids. Gene Ontology annotation, biological process: cytoplasmic translation. Lineage: Eukaryota; Fungi; Basidiomycota; Tremellomycetes; Tremellales; Cryptococcaceae. The record is from RefSeq and is a predicted model, not a curated record. Gene Ontology annotation, molecular function: GTP binding; GTPase activity.
AUGGGUAUCAUAGAAAAGAUGGAAGAGAUUGAGAAGGAGAUGGCUCGGACGCAGAAGAACAAAGCGACCGAGUACCAUUUAGGUCUUCUCAAAGCAAAACUCGCAAAAUACCGAGCUCAACUGCUUGAGCCGGAGAAGAAGGGCCCUAAAGGUGAAGGGUUUGAUGUAAUGAAAUCAGGAGAUGCUCGAGUGUGUAUGAUCGGUUUCCCAUCAGUAGGAAAAUCGACACUUUUAUCCAAGGUGACAAAAACAGAAUCUUCUGUUGGAGCAUAUGAAUUUACCACCUUGACAGCUAUUCCCGGUGUGCUGGAGUAUGAAGGAGCAAGAGUGCAGUUGCUCGAUUUACCUGGUAUCGUGCAGGACGCAGCGAAAGGCCGAGGUAGAGGUAGACAAGUAGUAGCGGUGGCUAAGACUGCAGACUUGAUCAUACUCAUGAUUGAUGCAACGAAAUCCGCAGAACAGAAGAAAAUGCUGGAGGUUGAGUUGGAAGCGGUUGGAAUCAGGCUGAAUACCAGACCGCCUGAUGUAGUGUUCAAGCAGAAGACCGCGGGUGGUAUAACAAUAAAUAACACUGUGAAACUCACAAAAACGGACGAAAGAACGUUGCGGUCAAUAUUGCAAACAUAUAGGAUACACAACUGCGAUGUGAUGAUACGAGAAGAUAUCUCGACAGACGAAUUUAUUGAUGUUCUCCUUGGCACCCGAAAAUAUAUCCCUGCUUUGACAGUCAUCAAUAAGGUUGACGGUGUAUCUAUGGAAACGUUAGAUACUAUGGCUAGAGAAGGUGAUGGCCGAACAAUCAUGAUAAGUUGUGAAAUAGAUCUGGGACUCGAUUGGUUGAAAGAGGCUAUAUGGAGUCAACUGGGUAUGGUCAAGGUAUAUACAAAGCGAAGAGGUGCACAACCAGAUCUCUCAGAUCCGAUUUGUCUUAGACAAGGAGCAUCUAUCGAAGCUGUCUGUCAUGGUAUUCAUAGAAGUUUGGCAUCGCACUUCAAAUAUGCAUUAGUAUGGGGUAAAUCGAGUAAAUUUAAUCCUCAACCUCAAAAGGUGGGAUUAACACAUAUAGUACAGGAUGAAGAUGUUGUGAGUAUCUUCACCAAGUAG